Molecule: messenger RNA, 698 nt
Organism: Acanthoscelides obtectus
Lineage: Eukaryota; Metazoa; Arthropoda; Insecta; Coleoptera; Chrysomelidae
Source: the annotation of a GenBank genome assembly
AGCUUUUCUUAAUCAUCAUAUUGUGUGUUGGAGUAUAUAAGAUCAAUCAAAUUUUUGCUAACAGCUAAACUGGCCAAAGACUAGUGUUAGCCAUGAAGCUGAUAACUUUGAUGUUCGCUCUGUGUUCUGCUGUAGCUGUUCAAUCACGUGGUUAUCCAGUGCCUUAUUUUUACGGCGGUAGCAGAGCGUUUGAAGAACCGUUCGAUUAUGAUGAUUGUUUCAAGGACGUCGAAAUGGGCCCGAUUAGAUGCAGAGCUCAUUUUUUGAGUUAUAAGUGGGACAUGGUGACAAUGCAGUGCCAGGAAACGGUUUAUGGUGGAUGUAAACCUACCAAAAACAAUUUUCUAACAUUGGAGGAUUGUAUUAAUACUGCUCAGGAUAUUUGCCAAAGAAUACAAGAACCAUUUGAAUAAAAAGGGCUACCUACAAUUUACUGCAAACAUGGCGGCAGCUUCAAAUCUUGCGUAGAUUAUGGAACAUCCUUUAUUUCUUAUGUGAUAUCUACAUAUAACUAACACAUUACAUUCACAUGGUUUACUUACAUGUCGGCCAUUGUGAAUUUCAUACGCAAGUAGGUAUUCGAUAGACUUUUGCACUGUAAUAUAGGACUAUUGAAUGACAUGCGUAGCAAAUUUUAUUGUAAUUAUCCUACAAAGUGAUGACGCAAUUUCUGUCAACCUACAACCUUCCACAAAUCC